Molecule: messenger RNA, 1040 nt
Organism: Phyllotreta striolata
Lineage: Eukaryota; Metazoa; Arthropoda; Insecta; Coleoptera; Chrysomelidae
Source: the annotation of a GenBank genome assembly
AGCAAUUCAUUUCCAACUUCAAGCUAUAAAGCAAAAAAAAACAAACAUGAAGCUGAUAAUCACAUUACUUUUGGCAAACGUUCUCGCUGCCUACGCACUUACCGAUAAAGAGGAAUGGGUCAAUUUCAAAUCUAAGAACAAAAAAGUGUACAAAACCGCUUUAGAAGAAAUGAAACGAUUCUCUACCUUCCAAUCAAACUUACGUAAAAUUAAAGCUCAUAACGCAAAAGAAGAGCAAGGCCUUUCAUCAUACAGAAUGGGAGUUAAUGCAUUUGCCGAUCUUACGCCUAAUGAAUUUAAAGAUAUGAUGACGUUAUCAAACAGUCAACGUCCAGAAGAUAAAGAAAUCACCCCUACUAAAUUGCAUUACGAUGGUGAACUUCCUACAGAAGUUGACUGGAGAAAAAAGGGGGCUGUCACUGAGGUCAAAAAUCAAUCUAAGUGCGGAGCAUGUUGGAGCUUCAGUACUACAGGAACAGUUGAAGGUGCAUAUUUUAUAAAAACUGGCAAAUUGGUUUCUCUUAGCGAGCAAAAUUUGGUAGAUUGUGACAAAAAUAAUUAUGGAUGUGGAGGAGGUUACAUGACAACCGCACUUAAAUAUAUAGAAAAAAACGGAAUUAUGGCAGACAAGGAUUAUCCUUACGAAGCUAAAGAUGACAAGUGUCGAUUCAACAAAUCUAAUAUAGCUGUGAAAAUCACUUCAUUCAUAAGAAUUGCUAGUGGUGAUGAACAAGACCUACAAGAAAAAGUCGAAUUGGUUGGACCUGUCUCAAUUGCAAUUGAGGCAAAUAAGAAUUUCCAAUUUUACACGUCAGGCAUAUUUGAUGAUAUUUCCUGUCAAAGUGGAAUACAAUCAUUGGGCCACGCUGUAUUAGCUGUUGGAUACGGUAGUGAAAAGGGAAAAGAUUACUGGAUUGUUAAAAAUUCGUGGGCCACCGAUUGGGGAAUGGAUGGUUACAUUUUGAUGUCCAGAAACAAGAAUAACCAAUGCGGAGUUGCCACAGACGCAGUGGUAGCAAUAAUCUAAAAAUGUAUUUUAC